AGGCUCUGAACGCCGGCGUGGGAGGAGGACGGGAGCGGGGGCGGGAAGUUCCCGAAAGGAGCCAGACAGGGAGGGACAGGGCUGAGGAGAGGAAGGCGAUGCGACGGACAGGCGCACCCACUCAGUCUGACUCUCGGGGGCGAGGUCGAGCCAGGGGCGGCUGCCCUGGGGUCGAGGCGACGCCGUCUCUUCCUCCACCUCGCGGCGGAACCCGAGGACAGGAGCCUCAGAUGAAAGAAACUAUCAUGAAUCAGGAGAAACUCGCCAAAUUGCAGGCACAAGUGCGCAUUGGUGGAAAAGGAACUGCUCGCAGAAAGAAGAAGGUGGUUCAUAGAACAGCUACAGCAGAUGAUAAAAAACUUCAGUUCUCCUUAAAGAAAUUAGGGGUAAACAAUAUCUCUGGUAUUGAAGAGCAGAGAAUUUCCUAUUGCUCUAGAUUUAAAGUUCCUAAGAUAUAUUCCUACCCUGUUAACAAAUAUCAGGGCGAUUCCGUGGAUGGAAAAGCACCACUUGCUACUGGAGAGGAUGAUGAUGAUGAAGUUCCAGAUCUUGUGGAGAAUUUUGAUGAGGCUUCCAAGGAUGAGGCAAACUGAUUUGAGUCAACUUGUGAAGAAGAUGAAACUUGAAGAAGUUACUUGGAGCUGCUAUUUUAUAUUAUGACUGCUUUUUAAAAUUGUUUUGUUUAUGGAUCUGAUAAAAUCUAGAUCUCUAAUAUUUUUAAGCCCAAGCCUUUUGGACAUUGCAGCUCUUUUCAGUUUUUGCUUAUACAUAAUUCAUUCUUUGCAGCUAAAUAAGCUGAACAAGCCUGGGAAUAAAAUUUGAAACAAAGGUUAAUAAAGUUCUUUGCCUAGUA
Trichechus manatus latirostris (Florida manatee) is the source of this 853-nucleotide messenger RNA. RefSeq names its product basic transcription factor 3 (gene BTF3). Lineage: Eukaryota; Metazoa; Chordata; Mammalia; Sirenia; Trichechidae. Gene Ontology annotation, cellular component: nascent polypeptide-associated complex; cytosol. Bases 99 to 593 code for a protein of 164 amino acids. The record is from RefSeq and is a predicted model, not a curated record. The transcript is spliced from 6 exons.